AUGGCUCAGCGAGCACUUCGUCCAAACUUGCCGUUCCACGCACCCCUGCAGACGCGCGCGCGCAAGAAUCUCUUCGUUACAACUUGCCCAUUCGACAGCAACCCCGGCAUGCGUGUGGCUACCAACACCGACACGGACGCCAAGGUGGUGGCCCUGGGUGUAUGGGUAUGGGUUGAUGAGAAGUUGAAAGUGAAAUACAUAGACCUCGCUAGGCUCAUCGCGCUCUCCACCAUCUUUCACUCCACCAAGCAGUAA
This is a messenger RNA of Colletotrichum paranaense, 255 nucleotides long. RefSeq lists its product as uncharacterized. Bases 1 to 255 code for a protein of 84 amino acids. NCBI's taxonomy places the organism in Eukaryota, Fungi, Ascomycota, Sordariomycetes, Glomerellales, Glomerellaceae. The record is from RefSeq and is a predicted model, not a curated record. The transcript is spliced from 2 exons.